Molecule: messenger RNA, 921 nt
Organism: Peniophora sp. CBMAI 1063
Lineage: Eukaryota; Fungi; Basidiomycota; Agaricomycetes; Russulales; Peniophoraceae
Source: the annotation of a GenBank genome assembly
AUGGAUGCCUCCGACUCUUUUGAAUCAGAGCGGUACCCUGUCAGGCGUCAGCUCCUCAAUCCUGGUAUGACUGGCCCCCGCCGGUCACCUCAGCUUGCACACAAUCGCAACACCGUCGGCUACAUGCACCAUGCGGGCUAUAUACUUCCUGCUCCACGCUACGACCACCGCUCGCCAUUCAUGAACUCCUUCGGCACACACACCGGCCAUGAGGCCGAUUUCUUGGACGGCGACGAACCACAUCCGCACGAGUUCCCGCUCGAUCCAUACCAUCGUGAUAUCAGUGGUGAAGAAUUGGUGGGUAGGGACAUUGAGUCUUCAGAUGGUAAUCAGAGGCUUGUCGCCGGGAUACUUCGCAUCGGAGGCGACAAAUCCGUCCAUGACGCUUUGCUCGUCCUUGAUAGCGCCCAAGGCCACCCCGUCGACGACUGGAGACAGUUCUACCUCAAAAACUCGCAUGUCAUCAAUGCUCUCCUUGACGGCAGUGUUUCGCGCGUCCGCGGCUCAGAGGGCCUGGUGUCUGUCUCGACGUCUGACAAGAUCUUGUCUGUGCGCGGUUCAUCUAAGGAUGCGACAAGCACGAGGGGAUUCCCGGGACAAGGUCGUGACGAACGUAUGGCAGUCUCGCGCUCGACCCACACAACCGGCGGUGGCACGAUGCAAGACGGUGUUGAGGACGAGGACGAUGAGGAUCAAGCACAAGGCUCAGGUUUUAGAAGGCAGAUCACGGAUCUGGAGCUCGACGCUCUUGCCGAUUGGGUGUAUGAGCAUGGUGCCCGUAAUUGGGAAGGGUUCCGGGAAUUGCACAAGGGAAAGAUUUCUACCCGGUCCGCACGCGCCUGGGACAGGAUGUACCAGCGAUGGUAUGAGCGAGAGAUACGGUCGCGGAUUGAGAAGAAGCGUGUAGCGCGGAGUGUGUAG